Chondrus crispus (carragheen) is the source of this 270-nucleotide messenger RNA. RefSeq lists its product as hypothetical. The coding region runs from base 1 to 270 and encodes 89 amino acids. Lineage: Eukaryota; Rhodophyta; Florideophyceae; Gigartinales; Gigartinaceae. The transcript has a single exon. The record is from RefSeq and is a predicted model, not a curated record.
AUGCUUUCCUUGCCCAGAUGUCUCGCGACGGCCAUCUCUCCAGCCGCCACGGCCGUGAGGGCUACGCAGCCAAGGCCCGCGAGGCCGUGCUGCUCGAGCGCGCCAUGCAGCUGCUCGCCGGCGGCAACGUCCGCCCGGCCUUCGAGUGCCUGUACGAGCAAAGUCAGGACAAGCUCUUCCGCGACAGCGCCCUCAUCCACGGGUACCUCGGCAUGCUCGCGCUUGCCGUCAGCGCCGCAGAGGACGACCCCUCGGUCUUGCUGCGUGUAG